This is a messenger RNA of Culex quinquefasciatus (southern house mosquito), 2131 nucleotides long. It is a transcript of the gene Orc2, whose product is annotated as origin recognition complex subunit 2. Gene Ontology annotation, biological process: DNA replication. Lineage: Eukaryota; Metazoa; Arthropoda; Insecta; Diptera; Culicidae. The record is from RefSeq and is a predicted model, not a curated record. The transcript is spliced from 3 exons. Bases 67 to 2061 code for a protein of 664 amino acids. Gene Ontology annotation, cellular component: nucleus; nuclear origin of replication recognition complex. Gene Ontology annotation, molecular function: DNA replication origin binding.
GUUGUUUGUAAACCGUUUUCGUGAAACUAUUUAAAUAAGUGUUAAGCUAGUUAAUUCCACACAAAUAUGAGCCGCCGCAAAUCUACGGCGGUUCGUCGCGAAUCCCGUUCCGACGACGACGAAGAGCAAGACGCGGAUGGUCCCGUCGUCGGAAUCGACGACAGUUCGGCCAGCGAGGACGUAUCGUCGGCCUCUUCGUCGCGCCGUCCGUCAAUCCGCAAGAGCAGCGGGUCCCGCAAAACGACGGACGCCGAAGAGUCGUCCAACGCGGACGAACCAGCUGCGACGAGUGACCGAAGGCGGUCCACUCGGCACCGGUCCCCGAACAAGCGGUACACGGGGGACUUUGUCCAGCCAAAGUUGAAGAGGGGAGGGCGCAAGGACCGUGAGGAUGAGGACGAUGACGAGGAAGAUCCUGGGUGGAAUUCGGAGGAGCAGGCCGAGCUGGACGAGUUGGCCAGCAAGGUGAAGGCGACCACCCUGUUUGAGGACCGGGUUGAUGUGGAGGGUCAACGGAUUUACGGGUUUAAGACGCCGCGGAAGCGGGAUUCGAUGAACGUGUUGGUUUCCAGCGUGCAGAAGACUCCGACGGCGGUGGGGACGCCGAAGAGGGCUGUGGGAGGGACUGCUAGUAAGACGCCGAAGACGCCUUCGGGGAGGGGUCGGAGCAAGGCGGAUUUGGCCAAGACUCCGCAUCGCGAUCGGAACAAGUUGAAGAAGACAAUCUCAAAAAUCGUCCAGAACGCCUCCGACUCGGACUUUUCCGCUAGCGAAAGCGACUUCGUCCCGUCUUCCGACGGAGACGAUGACGACGACGAGGAAAACGGUGACGACAGCGAUGAAUCCGAGGAAGAAUCCUCUUCCGAUGAGGACGCCAAGCCAAAGCGUCCCGUUCUCCUCAAGACGGCCCGUCCAUCGAUCGGAAUCGCCCCGGGCAAGUCAACCCCGACCACCCCCGUCGUCCCACCAUCCACUUCCGGUCGACCCCGCCGGAACGCCCGCAAGAAGCCCGACUUGCAGUACGUUCUCCAAAGUGACGAGUACUUUUCAACGCACUCCGCCUCGAAGGUGGUCACUUCGGACCACACCCUGGACCGCCUCAACACCCCCCGACUUCCGCACGACCAGCUGUUCCGACUGCUGCGGGAUCUGCGCGGUUCGGCGGACCACGAACGGGCCAUCCAAGAGUUACACGAAGAGUAUGAAGGUUACUUCGCCAAGUGGCUGUUCCUGAUGAACGAGGGAUUCAACAUCCUCCUGUACGGGUUGGGUUCCAAGCGGAACCUGCUGCAGACGUUCCACCGGAAGGUGCUGGCCAACCAGCCAGUUCUCGUCAUCAACGGGUUCUUCCCCACGCUCACGAUCAAGGACGUGCUGGACGCCGUCGCGAAUGACAUUCUGGACCUGAACCUGCACAGCGGGAACCAUCACGAGGUGGUGGACGCGAUCGAGGAGGAGUUCCGGUAUCUGCCGGAGACGCACCUGUUUUUGAUCGUGCACAACCUGGACGGGACGAUGCUGCGCAACGGGAAGGCCCAGAAUGUGCUGGCGCGGUUGGCCAAGAUCGAGAACGUGCACCUGCUGGCGUCGAUCGAUCAUAUCAAUACGCCGUUGAUCUGGGACUCGUCCAAGCUGAGCUACUACAACUUUUCCUGGUGGGACGUGACCACGAUGCUCCCGUACACGGACGAAACGGCGUUCGAAAACUCCCUCCUCGUGCAAAACUCGGGCGCCCUGGCCCUGUCCUCGAUGAAGAACGUGUUCCAAUCGCUGACGACGAACUCGCGCGGAAUCUUCCUCGUCAUCGUGAAGCACCAGCUGGCGAACGGGGGCCGUGGCAAUCCGCACUAUCCGGGCAUGCUGUUCAAGGACCUGUACUGGAACUGCCGGGAGGCGUUCCUGGUGAGUUCGGAUUUGGCGCUGCGAGCCCAGCUGACCGAGUUUAUCGACCACAAGCUGGUCAAGGUGAAGCGAACCGUGGACGGGGCGGAGAACCUGCUGAUUCCGAUCGAGCACGGGCUGCUGCAGCAGUUUGUCGAGGAGAAUGACGAUGGGAAGUGAGCGGGUUUUGUUUGUUAAUGUUAUUUUUUUGGUUUCUCGAUUGAAAUAAAUGGCUUUCUCAACUAAAAAA